AUGGCCCAAGAAGCACGUCCCGUCGCAAAGACGAGUGGCGGAAAUAAUGCCUUUCACAACUUCCACAACGACUUUGCCCACAUCGCCGACCCCAACGAGCGACGCCGUCUCGCCCUCGCUGAGAUUGACAAGGCUCCCUUUGGAUGGUACCAUGUCCGAGCAUGUAUCGUCGCAGGUGUUGGUUUCUUCACUGACUCCUACGAUAUCUUUUGCGUCUCCAUGUUGACCAUCAUGCUCGGCAUCGUCUACUAUCCCGAGAAGGGCAAGUUGCCCACCAGCUCUGACAACGCCAUCAAGCUGUCUACUUCUGCCGGUACGGUGAUAGGACAGCUUGGUUUUGGUAUGCUGGCCGAUAUUGUCGGUCGAAAGCGCAUGUAUGGUCUUGAGUUGAUCGUCAUCAUCUUUGCCACGCUUGCUCAGGCCCUGACUGCUGGAUCGCCUUCCACCUCCCUCGUUGGACUUAUUAUCUUCUGGCGUGUUAUCAUGGGUGUAGGCAUCGGUGGUGAUUAUCCAUUGUCUUCCAUCAUCACUUCAGAGUUCGCUACUACCAAGUGGCGAGGUGCCAUGAUGGCUGCCGUCUUUGCCAUGCAAGGUAUCGGCCAACUUGUCGCAGCUCUUGUCAUGAUGUUCCUCACUCUUGGCUUCAAGUCUUCUCUUGAGCAAGCUGCCGAUACAAAGAGCUGCACUGGAGAUUGCCAAAUUGCCGUUGACAAGAUGUGGCGAACACUCGUCGGCUUUGGAGCUGUCCCUGCUUGCAUUGCCCUCUACUACCGUCUUACUAUCCCUGAGACUCCUCGCUACACCUUUGACGUCGCCCGUGACGUCGAGCAGGCUGAUGAGGACGUCAAGGCUUAUAUCAACGGUAAAAGCGAAGGCAACACCGACGAAGUCUCCCGUGCCCAGAACCUUCAAUCCGCCAAGACCAACCUUGAGGUCCCCAAGGCUAGCUGGAGAGACUUCAUCCAGCACUACAGCAAGUGGAAGAACGCCUCUCUGCUCCUUGGAACUGCUGGUUCAUGGUUCUGUCUGGAUGUGGCUUUCUAUGGUCUCUCUUUGAAUAACGGAACUAUCCUCAAGGUUAUUGGAUAUUCAACCAAGGAUGCCACCAAUGUCUACGAGUUCCUCCACAACACAGCUGUUGGAAAUAUCAUUAUUGUCUUGGCAGGAGCUGUUCCAGGUUACUGGGUUUCUGUGGCGACUAUUGAUACUCUUGGACGAAAGACUAUCCAGCUUGGUGGUUUUAUCAUACUGACUAUUCUUUUCAUUGUCAUGGGCUUUGCUUACAACCACAUCCCCUCUAACGGACUUUUGGCUAUCUACGUUCUUGCCCAAUUCUUUUUCAACUUUGGUCCCAACACCACUACCUUCAUUGUACCCGGUGAAGUAUUCCCUACUCGAUACCGUUCAACCUCCCACGGUAUCUCUGCUGCCAGUGGUAAAAUCGGUUCCAUCAUCGGCCAAGGUGCCAUCUCCAUCCUACGAACCCACGGCGCCACAGACAAGAACGAGGCACCUUGGAUGGACCACGUUCUUGAGAUUUACGCUCUUUUCAUGCUUCUUGGUGUCUUCACUACUCUGUUGAUUCCCGAGACUGCUCGCAAGACUCUUGAGGAGCUGUCGGGUGAAGAUGACUACGCCAACCAUGAUCAUGCGUUGGAGUCAGAGACUCAGGUUAGUCACGACAAGGCUGGGCGAACCAGCGUUUAG
Messenger RNA from Fusarium pseudograminearum CS3096, 1707 nucleotides. RefSeq lists its product as uncharacterized. Gene Ontology annotation, cellular component: membrane. Gene Ontology annotation, biological process: phosphate ion transport; transmembrane transport. Gene Ontology annotation, molecular function: phosphate transmembrane transporter activity. Bases 1 to 1707 code for a protein of 568 amino acids. The transcript has 4 exons. Lineage: Eukaryota; Fungi; Ascomycota; Sordariomycetes; Hypocreales; Nectriaceae. The record is from RefSeq and is a predicted model, not a curated record.